AUGAACAAUCGCCCAGUAGAACAAGCGUUGGGAAACCUGGUCCCAACCCAUGCCAGCGAUCUGCCCCAAGAGCUUUUCAGCUUAGCGCUGAGUCUUGUUGCACAAUCCCGAAGCUUCUCCAGCAGUUUAAAGCCCGAAGAAGAAAUCGCGCGACCAUACGCCUGUGCAGAGAUCGCUUGCAGAAGACUUACUCGAGCGCUGAAACUUCCUCCACUACUUGGCCACCCACCAUGUCCUCCGCGUGUCUACAAGAAGCUAUACUCAUAUCUAGAUCGAUCACUCUCGUCUGGCUCGACAGGCAUCAAACGAUCUGCGAGCGGCUCUGUUGCCGGUGCAUCACCACAUACUGCCUCUGCGCAGAGGACACCAACCAAAGCGUCAGCAGAAGGACAAACCCCUAGGAAAGCUGCUCCUACGCCCCGAGCGCUACAAAACACACCCUCCAAAUCCACUCCCUUGAAAAGAAGUGUGAGCGUGGCUAAACACGGCUCACCCUCGAAGUCAGCACGGAAAUCUACCAACAAUGCGAAUGGGUUGGGUUCUACUAUAAUUCCCGAUGCCCCGGCCUGGGCCAUGACUGCCAUCCGCACAGUUUGCAAGACACUCUCGACUCCAGCACCACGAACAACUACCUGGUCCCGCCCUCCGAUCUCAAGAACUCUACCCCCGCAUAUAUUCGCCGGUGUCUCUUCUAUCCUGUACUUGACGUCCUGCAUGUCCAGCACUGAGGAGGGACUCGAUGAAGAAACGCUGGAAUUUCUAGAACCCAUUGUAUCGAUCUCAAACACCAGCAGCGACGAUGACUUUAAGGAGCUUGUAUUUGCUAUGGUCGUCGGUGUCUAUUUCCUUGUAUUGGCUCGUCGAAGAAAUCCCGCUCCAUCGCCAGAUAGCGAAGAAGUGGAUACCGAGGGUCAGAAGAUGGACAAGAAGACGUUUACCGAGAUGCGCCAAACUGCACUGAUCAGUCUCGGCCUGCCGAAUGACAGACGUCAUCGCGAUAAUGUUGACACUUGGAUUGGCUUGAUCAUGGAGCAAGGGUGGGCAAAUGAGCAGGAGUGGUUUGAAAAUAUCCCACUUGCUGGGGAUUUGGAUGGCGAAGACGAAGAAGGUAACUCAUUUCGUAACCUUGAUGAGGAAGAUGCCGCUUUCCGUGGCGUCAAGCUUCCUAAACGGAAUGAUGGCACGAGUUCGACAAACAAAAAGUCGCGCUCCAAUAACGCUACCCAUGGUGGCCUCUUACCCGGCCUGGGAACUAUGAUGCAAGAUCGAGUUGAUUGGCUCAGCGAGGACCGUUGUGAAGCCUUCCUUGAGUGGAAAACUGAUAUUCUUUCCCGUAUUGAUGGGGGACAGAGUCAGGUAGCGAGUGCAUAA
Messenger RNA from Penicillium angulare, 1371 nucleotides. RefSeq lists its product as uncharacterized. Bases 1 to 1371 code for a protein of 456 amino acids. NCBI's taxonomy places the organism in Eukaryota, Fungi, Ascomycota, Eurotiomycetes, Eurotiales, Aspergillaceae. Gene Ontology annotation, cellular component: nuclear origin of replication recognition complex. The transcript is spliced from 2 exons. Gene Ontology annotation, biological process: DNA replication. Gene Ontology annotation, molecular function: DNA binding. The record is from RefSeq and is a predicted model, not a curated record.